GAGCAGAGCGCCGAGCAUGAAGAGGCAGGCGGGUCUCCCCGAGCGCAAACGGGCGCGGAUGCCUUCCGGGACAGCCGGAGCAGCACAAGGAUUUCUCAUGGAAGUGUGUGUUGAUUCAGUCGAAUCUGCAGUAAAUGCAGAAAGAGGAGGUGCUGGUAGGAUUGAAUUAUGUGCUGGCCUAUUAGAAGGAGGAACCACACCCAGCAUGGGUCUCCUUCAGGUAGUGAAACAGUGUGUCCAGAUUCCAGUUUUUGUGAUGAUCCGGCCACGGGGAGGUGAUUUUUUAUAUUCCGACCGUGAAGUUGAGGUAAUGAAGGCUGACAUUCAUCUUGCCAAGCUUUAUGGUGCUGAUGGUUUGGUAUUUGGAGCACUGACUGAAGAUGGGAGCAUUGACAAAGAGCUGUGCAUGUCCCUUCUGGCUCUUUGCCGUCCUCUGCCAGUCACUUUCCACAGAGCUUUUGACAUGGUUCAUAAUCCAGUGGUAGCUCUAGAGACCCUCUUAACCUUGGGAUUUGAACGAGUGCUGACCAGUGGAUGUGACAGUUCAGCUCUGGAAGGACUGCCCCUAAUCAAGCGACUCAUCGAUCAGGCAAAAGGCAGAAUUGUGGUAAUGCCAGGGGGUGGCAUAACAGAUAGAAAUCUACAAAGAAUCCUUGAGGGUUCAGGUGCUACAGAAUUCCACUGUUCUGCUCGGUCUGCCAGAGACUCAGGAAUGAAGUUUCGAAAUUCCACUGUUGCCAUGGGUGCCUCUCUUUGUAACUCAGAAUAUAUUCUCAAGGUCGCAGAUUUGACCCAAGUAAGAACUUUGAAUGCUAUUGCACAAAAUAUUCUGGUUUAGCCAGACCUCUUCGAGACACAGAUGUCACAGGGCAGCAGUUGAAAAAUAUCUGCGGGUUUCUGUGACAUGCUUUCACCUACAUCUCUGGCCAGAACAGUCACAGGCUUUGAUUUACUUCUUAUAUGGCCAUGGAGAAUGUUUCUGAGAAGUAGGAUUUGAAGCAGAACUGUAACCACUUUCUUUGCUUCAUCUUCCCAAAUAGCUCUGUCAUCUUGGUUAAUUCUGUUGUGUGCAUCUUUUAUAGACAGGUUUAAUUUGUUUUUGAUAGAAUUAAUUGAUGAACUCAGAGUACACAAUUGCAAAGUUUGAAUUCAGGGUAUCAAUUUAAUAGCAAUAUUUUGCUUUUUUAUUUGUAAAAUAAAAAUUUUCUAUUCUA
Suncus etruscus (white-toothed pygmy shrew) is the source of this 1214-nucleotide messenger RNA. RefSeq names its product cutC copper transporter (gene CUTC). Bases 17 to 838 code for a protein of 273 amino acids. NCBI's taxonomy places the organism in Eukaryota, Metazoa, Chordata, Mammalia, Eulipotyphla, Soricidae. The record is from RefSeq and is a predicted model, not a curated record. Gene Ontology annotation, molecular function: copper ion binding. The transcript is spliced from 9 exons.